Bipolaris maydis ATCC 48331 is the source of this 620-nucleotide messenger RNA. RefSeq names its product Acireductone dioxygenase ARD family. NCBI's taxonomy places the organism in Eukaryota, Fungi, Ascomycota, Dothideomycetes, Pleosporales, Pleosporaceae. Gene Ontology annotation, molecular function: acireductone dioxygenase [iron(II)-requiring] activity. The record is from RefSeq and is a predicted model, not a curated record.
AUGAAGGCAUACUGGUUCGAUAACCUUGAAGGCGACCAACGCCUACCUCACGACUCUGGUCGCUCGGUUGACCCAGACUAUCUGCAGAAACUAGGCGUCGUCUACUACCAUGUCCCCGAAGUGUCUGGCGUUGACGAGAUUGCUACAUCUCGCAACUACAAGAACCGGGAUGAGGUUACGAUCAGCCCCGAGAAGAUGGGGGACAUUUACGAGGAAAAAGUGAAAACUUUCUUCAGUGAGCACCUGCAUGAGGACGAGGAGAUUCGCUACAUUCUUGAUGGUGCCGGUUAUUUUGAUGUCAGGAGUGAGGGCGACGAUUGGGUCAGGAUUUGGCUUGAGAAGGGUGAUUUGAUCAUCUUGCCGAGUGGCAUCUAUCAUCGCUUCACCACUGAUGAGAACAACUACACCAAAGCUAUGCGAUUGUUCAAAGAUGAGCCCAAGUGGACGCCACUCAACAGAGGCAAAGAGACAGAUGAGAACCAGUACCGAAAGGAAUAUCUGAAGUUCCGACAGGGUCUUGCUGCGUAAUUGAGAUUAAUCCAAUCAACUCCGAGAUUAGCUAUUGUUGAUUUCCUCAUAAAACCAUUUUCCUUCUUUAACUCCCGGCUUCUACCGGGUCU